CUUCCCAUUACCCAGAGAUGGUGUGGUCUGCCUGGAAUUUUCAGGAAACUAAAUUGAUUCCCUUGCAGUGACCAGAAUCUUCCUGAGAAGCUGGCAGCUGGACUCAGAGCUAAGGAUGGCAAGAAUAGGAAGUGGAGCAGCCUCUCUGCCCAGGAGCCUCGUCUUUUUGGUCUUCCUGAAGCUACUGCCUUUGGCAAUUGGGAAGGCAGACUUCCAGGUGUUGGGGCCACAGCAACCUGUGCUGGCUGUGUUGGGCAAGGAUGCAGAGCUGCCCUGCUGGCUGUCACCCAACAUCAGCGCACACCUCAUGGAGCUGCGCUGGUUUCGUGAACAGCCUUCGCCCGCUGUGCACGUGCACCACGCCGGGCAGGACAAGAUUGGAGAACAGAUGCCUGAGUACCACAACAGGACUAGUUUCGUGGACCUCGACAUGGCCCAGGGCAAGGCUGCAGUGCGCAUCCAUCGAGUCACCGCCUCAGACAACGGAAGCUACCACUGCCUCUUCAAGGAGGGCAGGGCCCAGGAAGCUGCCACCCUUUGGCUGCAAGUGGCAGGAGUGGGCUCCAAGCCCAGAAUCCAAGUGAUCCACACCCAGGAUAGAGGUGUCUGGGCAGAGUGCACCUCUGAUGGCUGGUACCCACAGCCUGAGAUCAAGUGGAAAGGACAGACCUUGCCUAAUGAGACCAAGUUCUCAGUGUCAGCCAACACUAGCCUCUGGGCUGUGGUGUCCAGGGUGGCCCUCCAGGAUGGGGCUGUGGACAGCUUCUCUUGCUCCAUCUCCAACACUCUCCUCUCGGAGGAGAAGGUGGCUAACAGUCAUCUGCCUGCACCCUUCUCCAGAGGGUCUCAGCUUAGGAAACAGAGACUAGCCCUGGCUUUCUCCCUCCUUGCCAUGGGACUCAUAAUGGCUGGAGUCAUCUACCUCUUUGGGAAUUGUCAAAGGAAAGCUUAUCGGACACAGCUGACAGAAGAGACAGAGGGAGGAAGAGAUGAGCAGAGCCAGCAAGCCAGCAUGCCAAGGGCAAUGCCUCUCCAUGGUCUGCUUAUGAGCAACUUCGAAUAAGCAUGCCAGGAUUGCUGCUGUUGGCAUCACGCUGUGAAGCUGAGCUCCAUAUCCACGAUCGUUGCCUCUUACUGCCCACUCUCAGUUCUAGAAACCACCACUUGACCCUCUCCUGCUAUGAUUUUGACUGCUUAAAGUGGGAUCAUAAAGUAUUUGUCUCUCUGUGCCUGGUUUAUUGCACUUAGCACAAUACUCACAGAUUCAUCCAAGGGGUGGUAAAUGACAAGAUUUGUUUUCUUAAGGCUAAAUAAAAGUUCAACUACAAAAUCUAAUUAUAGCAACAACAAUGAUAAUAAUCAUCACCAUCAUCACCAUUUGAUUUUAAAAGGAAGGGCUUAAAUAGACAAUCCUCUGAAGACAUACAAAUGGAAACUGCCAACAAGUGCACGAAGACAUCACUAAUCAUUAGGAGCUGGUGCUAUCACUUGGCACCUGUGAGAUUGGCCUUUACCAAGAAAUAACAAUAAACUCAACAAUGUGAUGGGAAUGAAAAUUGGUUCAACUUUUAGGGAAAACAGAAGGGAAGCACCUCAAAAAGUUAAAUAUGGAGUUGUCAUAUGAUCCAGUGGUCCCAAUAGGUAAAACUCAGAAGAAAGACUCUAUGUUGACACACCUGCACACCCAUGUUCACUUCAGCACUCUUUAUACUAGCUGAGACACAAAUAUGAUCUAGUUGUCUUUUGAUGGGUGGCUGGAUGAAUAAGAUAAGCACACACCUUCCAAGGCCGACCCCUACUUUACUCACAUCCCUCCA
Messenger RNA from Octodon degus (degu), 1817 nucleotides. It is a transcript of the gene Btnl10, whose product is annotated as butyrophilin like 10. The record is from RefSeq and is a predicted model, not a curated record. Gene Ontology annotation, molecular function: signaling receptor binding. NCBI's taxonomy places the organism in Eukaryota, Metazoa, Chordata, Mammalia, Rodentia, Octodontidae. The transcript is spliced from 6 exons. Bases 116 to 1063 code for a protein of 315 amino acids. Gene Ontology annotation, cellular component: external side of plasma membrane. Gene Ontology annotation, biological process: regulation of cytokine production; T cell receptor signaling pathway.